Molecule: messenger RNA, 1021 nt
Organism: Hibiscus syriacus
Lineage: Eukaryota; Viridiplantae; Streptophyta; Magnoliopsida; Malvales; Malvaceae
Product: transcription factor DIVARICATA-like
Exons: 2
Coding region: 233-940 (235 amino acids)
Molecular function (GO): DNA binding
Source: RefSeq, a predicted model, not a curated record
UGAAGAAAAACAUAAAUUUUUAGAUUAAAUAACAAAAAAUUAUCCAAUUAUGAGAAAGUCGUGUUGACUGAGGAUUCCUGUUAGAAAAAACUGAAGAAACAGAUGUCCAAAAAAUCAAAAUUCCUAAACCUUCCAAGUUCAAAACCAAAACCUAUUUCUUUUCAUUUCCAUUGCAAAAUAAAAGCUUCAAGAAAGUUCAUUUUGAACGCAAAAGGCCGGCAAGCAAAAACAUAUGGAUCCUCAGAAUCAAAGCGAUUUCUUAGCUCAGUCACUGACACGGGAUUCUACAACUCAGUGGACUCGUUUGGAGGAUAAGCUGUUUGAGGAUGCGUUGGUUAUAUUCCAGGAAGAAACCUCUGAUCGGUGGCAGAGGGUUGCCGACAGGAUUCCUGGAAAGUCGGCGAGAGAAGUGAAAGAGCAUUUUGAUGUGCUUGUGCACGAUCUUUACGAAAUCGAUGCCGGUCGAAUUGAAGUUCCUAAUUAUGCUGAUGAUUCGUCUGUGUUAUCGUCAAGCUGUGAUUCCGAAAAUCAGAUAUCUUUCACUUCAAAAUCUAAACAACAGCAAGCAGACAACGAGAGAAAGAAAGGAACUCCGUGGACAGAAGAGGAACACAGGUUAUUUUUAAUUGGUCUGCAGAAAUUUGGCAAAGGUGAUUGGCGGAGUAUAUCAAGAAACGUAGUGAUAACUCGAACACCAACUCAAGUGGCUAGCCAUGCUCAGAAAUACUUUCUCAGACAGAGCUCCAUAAGGAAGGAGAGAAAAAGAUCGAGCAUCCAUGACAUUACAACAGUCGAUAACAGUAUGGUCGAUGCACCUGUUGAGCAAAAUUGGGGGUCAAGUGGUCAGGCAUCUUCACUGCAACAAUUGCCCUGUCCGAACUACUUACCUUCUGAUGACGGGUCCUUAGUGUAUCAACAAAACUAUGGUUUUCCAAUGUAGAGAUAGAUCAGAGCUCCAAACUCUGUAUAUAUGUAUAUAAACCCAAUUCCCUAUCUAUAUUCAUGUAAGCAAUUUGUAUAU